UUCACCGCUACAGACUCGUCGCUUCCCCGUUGUCACCCAGGGGUUAAAAAGUUAACUAAACUUCAAGCAGUCAUGGAAACUAAUUUUGGACACAGCGUUGACUCGAGUCAUCGAUAAUAGCAAUACGCACGCCGUGUUGUUGUCACCGAAACAACUUGUGGAAGUGAACGGAGAGUUUUUUUUCCGCUUUACUUAACAUUAUUGUUGACGACAAGCUAGCCUGGCUAAAGCUAACGUUAGCGGGUUUGAAUCGCAUAUUUCGGGGGGUAAUAUUCACACUGUUAAAGCUUCAGGUUGUGGUAUUUGUGGUAGGUGGUAGAGUUACGUCCUCGUUGGUAUUUCACACACGCAACAGGUUGUUGUGUACUUCUUCUCCCGAGGACUUUGAGGACUGUGCUUUGAAUUUCCCUCCUUCACCGAUACAGACAAGCGAGAUGGUCGUAUGGGUUUCUGCCAAAUUAUUAGCAACACUGUGCUAAUUGAGGCUAGCUACCCCAGAGCAUUAGCGUAGGCCCCAGGGAGGUUACACUUUAUCGGAAAGUUUUGGGAACAUUAUCGUUGCGCUGGAAACGAGGAGCUUAACAGCUACACGUGUUUAUUUUGACGCACAAUUCAAGGGAAACGGAUUAAUUUAUUAAUAUGGAUCAACCCUCGGGGAAUUCUGCCUCAGCUGCUGGUCCAAAGAAGGACAAGAAGUCAAAGAAGGGCAUCGACGAUGGAGACGGGAAAAAGAAAUUCAAACUCAAACGGCUGAUUCCUGAUGAGCUGGAGCGCUUCACGAGCAUGAGAAUGAAAAAGGACAAGGAGAAGCCCCAGAUUCCAGGUCAGCGACAUUCUUCGGCUGCCAGCUAUGAGAUCAGUGCUCAGGGUGCCAUGCUGAAUGAUCACCCUGAUGAAUAUGUCCUGGAACUCUUCGAGCAGAUGCUGGUGGAUAUGAACCUGAAUGAGGAAAAGCAGCAACCUCUGAGAGCGAAAGACAUUGCGAUCAAAAGAGAGAUGGUCUCCCAGUACCUCCACACCUCAAAAGCUGGCCAAGACCAGAAGGAGAGCUCCAAGUCAGCCAUGAUGUACAUCCAGGAGUUAAAGACAGCCUCCCGAGACUCACAGCUGCUGGGCUGUCUGGAAUCCCUACGAGUUUCACUCAAUAACAACCCUGUCAGUUGGGUGCAGAACUUUGGAGGUGAGGGCCUGGCACUGCUCCUGAAUCUACUUAAACGUCUACAGGAGGAGAAAGAGGAAUUCGUAGCGAUGGGAGUAAAGUGUCAACAUGAGAUAAUUCGCUGUCUGAAAGCCUUCAUGAACAACAAGUAUGGUCUAAAAUCCAUGCUGGAGUCUGAUGAGGGAAUUCCCCUGCUGGUCAGAGCCAUCAACCCCGGGGUACCUCUCAUGAUGGUGGACACUGUCAGGCUGCUCUCUGCCAUCUCCAUUUUGGAAAGCUUUGGAAAUGCCCAUGAGCGUGUCUUAGAGGCCAUUACAGAGGAGGCUGAAAAAAGGGAAAUUGAGAGAUUUCAGCCUCUUAUUGCUGGCAUGGAGAAUCAUAACAUUGCUCUUAAGGCUGGCUGCAUGCAGCUUAUCAAUGCCUUAAUAAGUCGGGGCGAAGAACUGGACUUCAGAAUCCAUAUUCGCUCUGAACUUCUAAGGUUGGGACUUAGAGAUCUGCUGAAGGAGCUGCGGACAAUAGAAAAUGAAGAGCUGAAGGUGCAGCUCUCAGUGUUUGAUGAACAGGCUGAAGAUGACUCUGAAGACCUAAAAGCACGUCUUGAUGACAUCCGUUUAGAAAUGGAUGAUGUGAGGGAAGUGUUUGAAAUCCUAGUCAACACAGUAAAGGACUCCAAAGCUGAAAGUCAUUUCCUGUCCCUGAUGCAGCACCUGCUUCUGAUACGUAGUGAUUAUUUGGCCAGGCCUCAGUACUACAAGGUGAUUGAUGAGUGUGUUGCUCAGAUUGUUCUUCACCGGAAUGGUUCAGACCCUGACUUCAAGUGCCGUAGGCUCAGUAUUAACAUUGAAGGCUUGAUAGAUAAUAUGGUAAACCAGACCAAAGUGGAAGCCAGUGAGGCCAAAGCCAUUGAGCUGGAGAAAAAGCUGGAUGCGGAGUUGACGGCACGCCAUGAGUUGCAGGUGGAGCUGAAGAAACUGGAGGGUGAUUAUGAACAGAAGCUGCAGGACCUGAGCCAGGAGAAGGAACAGCUGGCCUCUUCUAAGCAGGAGCAAGAAAAGGAAAAUCAGGGGCUACAGCAGCAGCUUGGUGCUUUGGAAAAGCAGAUUCAAAAGCUGUCUAAAGAUCUGGAAGUUGCCAAAACAAAGGUUGUAACGGUUACUGUUCCCGUGCCAACACCUGGUUUGCCCCCGCCACCUCCACCCCCACCCUUACCAGGCCAGCCAUCCUUACCUGUUCCCCAAGUCCCACCCCCUCCUCCUGUACCAGGUCAUGCUUGCAUUCCUCCUUCACCUUUACCUGGCAUGCCAGGACCUCCACCACCCCCACCCCUUCCUGGCAUGCCAGGACCUCCACCACCCCCGCCUCUCCCUGGCAUGCAAGGACCACCACCACCACCACCACCACCACCCCUUCCUGGCAUGCCAGGGCCACCACCGCCCCCACCCUUGCCUGGCAUGCCUGGACCGCCACCACCUCCACCCUUGCCAGGUAUGGGACCUCCACCCCCACCUCCCCCACCCGGCGGCCCAGGUAUUCCUCCUCCACCUCCGGGCCUGGGUAUGCCUCCACCGCCGCCAUUUGGCAUGGGGGGCUGGGCUGCCCCUGCACCACCUUCACUACCAUAUGGGCUCCAGCCUAAGAAGGACUACAAGCCUGAGGUCCAGCUGAAGAGAGCAAACUGGAGUAAGAUCGGACCUGAAGACCUCUCCGAGGACAGUUUCUGGGUCAAAGCCAAAGAGGAGAAAUUUGAAAACAAUGAGCUCUUUGCCAAACUCACCCUGACCUUCUCCUCGCAGACGAAGACCUCUAAAGCUAAAAAAGAGCAGGAUGGCGGAGAUGAAAAGAAGCAGGUGCAGAAGAAGAAGGUGAAGGAGCUGAAAGUUCUUGAUGGAAAAUCUUCACAGAACCUCUCCAUUUUUCUGGGAUCGUUCCGUCUCCCAUACGAAGAGAUUAAGAGUGCCAUCCUGCAGGUCAAUGAGAAGAUCCUCACAGAGUCCAUGGUUCAGAACUUGGUCAAACAACUUCCAGCACCAGAUCAGCUGAAUAUUCUGGGAGAGAUGAAGGAUGAAUAUGAUGAUUUGGCUGAGUCAGAACAAUUUGGAGUAGUGAUGUCCAGUGUGAAGCGGCUGAUGCCAAGGCUUCAUGCCAUUCUGUUCAAGCUACAGUUUGAGGAACAGCUGAAUAAUAUCAAGCCAGAUGUGGUGUCUGUAACGGCAGCCUGCGAGGAGCUCCAGAAGAGUGAGACCUUCUCCAAGCUGCUGCAGAUCAUCCUCCUCGUUGGGAACUACAUGAACGCUGGCUCCCGCAAUGGAAUGGCAUUCGGCUUCACAAUAUCAUAUCUGUGCAAGCUGCGUGACACUAAAUCAGCUGAUCUGAAGCAGACAUUGCUCCAUUUUCUUGCUGAUGUGUGCCAGGAGCAGUAUCCUGAUGUCAUGAGCUUUCCAGACGAGCUCAUUCAUGUGGAAAAGGCCAGCAGAGUUUCUGCAGAGACAAUUCAGAAGAAUCUAGAGCUGAUGGCCCGCAACAUCAAGAACUUGCAGAAAGAUCUGGAAACUUUUCCUCCUCCACAAAAUGACAAAGACCUCUUUGUGGAAAAGAUGUCGAGUUUUGUGAGCCACGCUAACGAACAGUACGAGAAGCUGGACCUGAUGCAUAAGAACAUGGAGAGCCAGUAUGAUAAUUUGGGAAAAUAUUUUGUCUUUGACCCUCGAAAAAUCUCAGUGGAGGAAUUCUUUGGAGACCUCAACAACUUUAAAAACAUGUUCAAGCAAGCGGUGACAGAGAAUCAGAAGAGGAAGGAGGCUGAAGAAAAAAUCAAGAGGGCAAAGCUGGCAAGAGAAAAGGCAGAGAAGGAGAAAGAAGAGAAACUCAAGAGGAACCAACUCCUCGAUAUCAACGCAGAGGGUGAUGAAACUGGUAUCAUGGAUGGCCUGUUGGAGGCACUGCAGUCUGGUGCUGCUUUCAGGAGAAAGAGAGGACCACGGCAAGCAGCCAGCCACAGACGAGCUGGUCAUGCAGUGACCAACAUCUUGGCCAAAGAGCUGAUGCAGGAAGGAGCGACUCCAUCCAGUAAAGUGAAGACAAAAUCAGAGAAGGAGGAACCAAAACUAGAAGGAGCAGAGUCCUUAGAGGAGUUACUGGAUGCUGCUCCCUUUCGAGCUAAUUAAGCUUCUAGGUAGAAAGUUUUUACCAGCGGUCAGUACUCUUCAACACAGAUUUAUUUUCUUAGGCAUUCCAGGGGCCAAUAUCAGAUUGACUUUAGUUUACUGUGGUUUUCCAUCCCUCUUCUUAAAAGGACCUACUUUUAGGAUAGCGUUGAAUGUUUCUUGGGGAAUGACAGGAAGAGGCAGAGCCUGACGGUGGCCCUCAGCCUCAAACGUCAUGUCUCCCAACAACUUUUGGAGCUUUGCCAAUAUCAGGAUUUAAUUGCUUUCCUUCAUCAAAUGUUCAAAACUGUUCUUUUUUGUAUGUUGCUGUUUCUCUUUAUUGUUCAUAGUUAAUUUUACCCAUCACUCAUCAAAGGGGACCAUUCCAAAGAUGUACUCAGGAAGGAGCCACCCUUUCUUUUUGUAGUCAUUCCUAAACUUAGAAUGGGAAUGUGGAGAGUAUGGCACAUCCCACAGGUGGUUAACAGAGCUGUUGGGAUCUUCCAGCCAUGACUACUCAGCUUCCUGUUUUUGUUUUUAAACUAUGGAAAAUAUUGCUUUGUAAUGUCACGGUUUGCGAUCAUUUUGCUGUAAACAUUGAAAAAAGUGCCAAUCAGCAGAAGACCAGUCAUAUCAUUUCAUAUGUGGGCGGUGACCAGUUGAAGUUCACACCGGACAGGCACGAUGGCCACCUUAUCCAGAGCACUCAUCACCUAGAUUUAUGUUUAAUGGUGUGUGUUUUUGUUUGUUUGUUUUUACUGGGAAGAAGAAGGGAAUUAGCUCACUGGUGCACAAGUUAGAUUUUAUAUAAAAACUUGUAUCAUUGAUAUCAGCUUGUCUAAGUUGUGUUAUCAAACCUCAGCAGCUGUAUCAAGAAAACACACUUUCAUAUAUGAGCACGAUUAUUCACAGAGUUUCAAAUUUUUAAAAAAAAAAUUGCUGUUUUUUCUCUCUGUCUUCAUUUUGAAGGGUGUUGCCGUACAAAUAUGCUGUAGCCUGGCUGGCAGUUUGCAUGCCUGUGUGUUUUUAGGUAUGAAAAAGUCUGUGUGAAAUUAACUGCCUAUAUUUAGUUUUCUCUGCACAAUCAACUGUGUACAUGUAGGUUAGAGUGUGUAUUGCCAUCUGUAAUUACUGUAUGGUACUGAACAUGCUGUCAUAAAUGAUAGCGUUGUGGUCUUUCUGCUGAGAAUAUAGCACACUGGAAAACAGCCCUGAAACUGCUGAGAGACAUAUGUGUGAGUGUGUGUUCACCCACUCUCCUUCCCACUGAACUGCAACAGUAGUCUCUGAAUCUCUGGCCCUGCUUCUAUUUGUAUUUUUCAGCCAUCAGCAUGCAUGUUGCCAUGAUGACGUGGUGCUGUAUCUGACAGGAAGCCUGUGAGGUGAUGUCAGUUGCUCCAUGCAAGAUUUACUCCUAUGCAAAUCCAUCACUGUAGUGUGCAUCCAGCCCCAAUACCCAGACAGUCCCGGGACAUACAAAAACUAUCAUUUCCUCAUAGGGCUGGUGAUUGAGUGUCAAAACAGCACUGAUAUUGCAACCAACAUUAAUAGAAAUCAGUGUUCUUUAGGGAAAUGGCACUUAAACACCAUCAAAUCAGACUCUGGAGCACUGGAUAUAUAGAAAGCUUUUUUUCUUCUUCUUUUUUUGUCAAUCAAGUGCUGAUGCAUCGUUUUAAUCUAGAAACACUGAGAAUAAGAUAAAUAAUGGUUAAACUGCUGCACCUGCACAAAACAUGUCAUCUCUGCAUUUAACAGACAUGAUUUUUUUUCCCCUGUGAUGUCUUUCCGCGUUCAGGUAGACACCACCAGGUAAUUGUAUGAACCAGAUUGACAGACAGUGAUGCUGGAAAGUGUAUUAAAGUACCACUGGAAUAUUUGUCCUGAUUUUGAGUUAAUCCUUUUGCUUUGUUUUUUUUUUUCUCUUUUUUUUAAGAGAUUUUUUUCUAUGUGAAUUUUUAUGAUUAUUUUAAUGUAUUUGAAUGGAGAUUUUUUUUUUCUUUCAGAGAUUGCUUUAUGGAUACAGAAUAAUGCACGCAGCCAUUCUGUUUGUUACACCAAACCAUUAAAAAUGUCUUAAGUAA
Melanotaenia boesemani (Boeseman's rainbowfish) is the source of this 6386-nucleotide messenger RNA. Its product is annotated as protein diaphanous homolog 1-like. Gene Ontology annotation, cellular component: actin filament; cytoplasm. The coding region runs from base 640 to 4326 and encodes 1228 amino acids. The transcript has 28 exons. Lineage: Eukaryota; Metazoa; Chordata; Actinopteri; Atheriniformes; Melanotaeniidae. Gene Ontology annotation, molecular function: microtubule binding; actin binding; small GTPase binding. Gene Ontology annotation, biological process: actin filament polymerization; actin cytoskeleton organization. The record is from RefSeq and is a predicted model, not a curated record.